Momordica charantia (bitter melon) is the source of this 1314-nucleotide messenger RNA. RefSeq names its product LYR motif protein. The record is from RefSeq and is a predicted model, not a curated record. Lineage: Eukaryota; Viridiplantae; Streptophyta; Magnoliopsida; Cucurbitales; Cucurbitaceae.
UUAACUAUAAAUACCAGGAGCCCUCCUUCAAAGAAUUUUCCUUCGAGAUUCGGGAAUUUGACGAACAGUGUCAUCUCCCUCUCAAAAUCCUUCCCAUCUUUGGCAUUGAAACGAUUCUGCAGCUGCAAUUCAAUCGCAGGUUUCUGUUUCUGGCUCCAAUUCAAAUUCUGAAGAAUUGCGGGAAAAUACCCAGAAAGAAACCAGUCGAUUUGGUUACUACCUCAUGUCGCGCAGAGCCCUAGAUUCGCGCCAAUCCAUUGAAUCCUGUACUCUCAAGCUCCAUAGUUGGCGCCCCUUCCAGCUCCACGCCGCGCCCAAAACCCUAGAUUCCGAUGUCCAUAACUCAGCGCCCACCAAUUCCAAACCUUACUACUCAUCCACUGGCCUGCACACCAAGCGCCCUUGUCUCUCUGACCGCGCCACUUCUUUUAGCGUCGACGCCAUUGAUAUGUCGCGGCUGAGUUUGAUCGACGAUGACAAGCCGUCCAUCGCGGCUGGGUGUUACACGCGGAGGAGUUUCCGGUUGAUGGCUGGGAAGCGGCGGCGGCGCGGAUCGAGGUCGGUUUCGGGGCGGAGUAGCGACCGGAGUGGGACGAGACGGUGCUGCUCUGUUGGGGCUUCGGCGGCGCACGGGACCUGCUCCGAUUUCCCUGUGGCGGUUGGGACGGAUUCGAGUGGGGAGUUGUUCGUGAAUGGGGAUGCGAACUGGUCGUCGGAUGUGAGCGAGGCGAAGAAUUCGAGGAGGGAGAGAGAGGAGAAGGAUAGUUUUGGUUCGAAUGGGGGUUUUGAUGCUCAGGGGAACGAGUCUGGGUAUGGAAGUGAACCUGGGUAUCGUGGAGAUGGCGAGUUCGGGUAUGGCGAUGAGAUCGAUGAGGAGGAUGAGGACGCCAGAUUGUUGUUGUGGGGUGAACGACUGGGAGAUUCUAGAAUGGAAAUUGUUGGAGAAAACACGUUUGCAGAUCAGAAAUCGCACCACAGAUGUCGUCGUAAGAAGCACGAAUGUAGAAUGGUUGAUGCACUGAGGUGAAGCAAAAAUCGAAACCAGGUGAUGAAUACUGUGUCUAUGAAAGCGCCUGAUGCCGAUGGUCCUCACCUGCUGGUAUGCCUCUCAGACCUGGAAUUUUCAACUGCAAAGGCUCUAAAAUUGUGAAUGUACUUGAAUUAAAUUGCAGUUUGCAGCAUCAAGCUCUUGUGUUCCAUAUUUUGUUGAUCGCUGUAUGAACUCGAAAACACUGCCUUCGCGGACGCACGCCGACGGGUGCAUUUUCAUAAAUCGUAAAUGAACUUAGUAAAAUAUGUAAUUUUGACUGUUAA